This is a messenger RNA of Colletotrichum truncatum, 3267 nucleotides long. Its product is annotated as poly rna polymerase cid13. Gene Ontology annotation, biological process: RNA 3'-end processing. The record is from RefSeq and is a predicted model, not a curated record. Gene Ontology annotation, molecular function: RNA uridylyltransferase activity. NCBI's taxonomy places the organism in Eukaryota, Fungi, Ascomycota, Sordariomycetes, Glomerellales, Glomerellaceae.
AUGCAAAGUAGUGAGGGACGGCCUGGGUACGGCCAGAAUGGCCUCGAGGACCGCCUACGGAAUCUGAUUCUUACCAACGCGCCACCUGGAACCAGUCCAGCUCCGUUCCCCGACUCCCCACGAACGAGCGCGUCUCUCCCUGGCGGCGCCGUGCCUGCGCAGGGUGCAGCGCAAGCCGUUGCCCACGACAACUCUUCUUCAUCUCAAGCUGUUGAUGCAAAGCCCAUGGGUUCCCCCAAGGUGGCCAGAAAGCGUCCGAACCAAGCCCAACGGCGCCAAAUGAACGCUCAGUUGUCUAUUCCCAUCGACCCUCGACCUUCGCCGCCCACCCAUUACGGAAGACCUUUCUCCGGGUCUCCAGGCCAUUCAUCUCAUCCACCCGGCUUUCAUCACAAUGCAGGUAGAUCUCAUCAGACGCAAUCUCACCAUGGCCCGGGUCAGACUCAAGGCCAUUAUGGCGGGAUGCCACCUCACACACCUAAGCAUAAUGGACCACGUCACCCCGCAAACCUUGACGUAUCUCGAUACCAUCAUCAUGAUCAGCCUCACUUCUCACCCCGGCAAGAUAGUGCGUCUCCUCGAUACCCACGCAACCCUCAUGGUACCUUGUAUAGCCCACGUGGCUCACACCAUCAGGUUCGACCUGAGGAGCUGGAGAACCAAGCAGCUUAUCUGGAAGGGUUGUGCAAUACCCUCGUCGCCGGAGCUGAAAUCGAGCGCGAAGAGAUUGCCGAAAAGGAGAACUUUAGGCUCAAGAUCGAGCAAGUCUGUCGCGCCGCCGUUGCUGAGUACGAAAUGAAUCAGAACGGCGCCGAGAACUUCCAUCCCCUGUCUGUAGAGCUCAAGUGUUUUGGCAGCCUUUCCUCCGGUUUUGCUACUAAGGCUUCCGAUAUGGAUCUCGGUCUCGUAUCGCCCUUAUCUCAACCCCAGCCAGAUGCCGCGGGUUCUCCGAUUCCCAGGCUUAUCGAAAAGGCGUUUCUCGAUCUCGGCCUUGGUGCCCGCCUCCUGACUCGGACAAGAGUACCAAUCAUUAAGCUCUGUGAGAAGCCGCCUGAGAAUCUUCGACUUGAUCUAUUGGAGGAGCGCGACAAAUGGGAGAAAGGCAUUGUCGAUGCUGAUCAUGGAGAUGCAGAAAACGAAGAAGAUCUCGUAGACAGCGAGGCUACUCAUGCCAAGGAGAUUACCGAUGAUGUGGCGUAUGACCCAGCUGGCCACAAGACCGAUAUCCAUUCCUCACCUCUUACUGGCUCUGCCGAAGCGAAAGCACUCAACCUUCGCCAGUCAGAUAACAUGUCUCUUCCCGCUUACUAUAAUGUUGCAAAGCGAAUGCUGAGAAAGCUGGGAGGUCGCGAUAUUACCGUAUCUAAUUGUCGCGAGCUCACGGAGAGUGACUAUGCGCUGCUCAACAAUGUGUGUGAAGCAUUCUUCUGUGGGCUUCGCAAUAUGGAGCUCAAGAGCAGACUAUCAACUUAUCUUUCCCUUUCUUUCAAACCACUCCCUAACGUCCCCAACUACCGUUCAUUAGCAGGCGUUUACGCACAAAUGGAGGGCGAAAGAAUUGUCAUGCUUUGCGAGGCAGAUGUCGCCAUUGCGGGCCCAGAGGAUACGGAGGACUCAACUCGCAUGCUCAUAUCCGCCUGGAAAACACUCCAAGAUCAACCACACUUUGGCGUUGAGCCACUGACGUACACCAAACAGUUGCAGCUACACUUAGAGAAGAUGAGGAAGCUGCCAACUGCUCAGCUGCUUACACUUGAGCAGAGUCAGCACGAGGCUGCAGGUGCUUAUCACGCCAGGACGUUGAAAAUAGUAUCGCAACUUCGACCUCGGGAAGCCAACAACCUGAACGCUGCCAAAAGUCUCAUCAUCGACAGAUACACAGCCGGUAUCUGGACCAACACUAUUCGCGACCAUGUGCGAGAAUUCAUUGAGACGACCCCCGGGAGCCUCAGUAUCCCAGCGGUUGCGCGUCGCCACAAAAGUCUCCAGCUGGCGUCGGAGCUGGAAAAAGCUUUGGACCAUCACUUGUACGAGUCUCGCCUCGAGAGCGACAUCAGAGAGUACAUUUCAUAUCUCCGCGGCCCUAUGCGUCAGAGCAAUGCGGAAGAUCCUCACUAUGACUACGUCAUCCCCGUUACGAAGCAGAACAUCGAAACUAUCAAGAGAAUGCGAGAGCUCAAAGACCCUGCAAAGAUGUCUGUCAACCAGCCUCGCGAUCCGUACAGAGACAAGCUCGAGUUCCCUAAGAGUGGUGUGGGCGUUCAAUGCGAUAUCAACUUCUCUGCCCAUCUUGCCUUACAAAACACUCUCCUGCUACGCUGCUACUCUCACACCGACCCCCGUGUUCGGCCUCUAGUCCUUUUCAUCAAGCACUGGGCCAAGGUCCGUGGCAUCAACACCCCUUACCGCGGCACCCUCAGUAGCUACGGCUACGUCCUCAUGAUGCUUCACUACCUAGUCAACGUUGUCCAGCCUUUCGUCUGCCCUAACCUGCAGCAGCUUGGGCCUCCGCCGCCUCCCGAAGGUAUGUCUCCGACAGGGCUAGACGAUACUAUUAUGUGCCGUGGUCACUUUGUCGGUUUCUGGCGGGAUGAAGCCGAGAUUCGCCGCCUCGCGCAGAUGAAUCAACUCAACGGCAACCGCGACUCAAUCGGCCAACUACUUCGGGGCUUCUUCGAAUACUACGCUCAAAAUGGCGCGAUGAGCACGUACCCCGGCAGAGGUUACGAUUGGGGUCGCGACGUCCUAAGCAUCCGAACCCCGGGCGGCCUGCUCUCCAAGUCUGAUAAGGGAUGGACGGGCGCCAAAACCGUCAUCGAAUACCGCCCCAACGCCGUUAAUUCUCCUAUCACGGAUAACUCUCCCGCAGCACACCUGUCGCUCAAAUCGGCCUCCGGCCCGGCCACGCCAACAGUCGCCGACACGACAACGCAGGAAGUUGCUUCGCCCGUCAUCGCGAGCAAGUCAACCGCCACGCCAACGUCAGCAGUCCAUAAAACUGGCGAGGUAAAGGAGGUGCGCCACCGCUACCUCUUCGCGAUCGAGGACCCCUUUGAACUCGACCACAACGUCGCUCGUACGGUGACGCACAACGGCAUCGUCUCGAUUCGCGAUGAGUUCCGCCGCGCAUGGCGUAUCAUCAAGGCUGCGGGCUCGGGCAACUUUGGCGAGGAGCUGCUCAAGGACACCGCGGGGGCCAAGGAGGACGACAAGAAUACGUUCAUACAACUGCUGGAUGAGAUCCACGGAUGGGAACUGUUUGAGUGA